This is a messenger RNA of Cladophialophora immunda, 2134 nucleotides long. RefSeq lists its product as uncharacterized. Gene Ontology annotation, biological process: mitochondrion organization. Lineage: Eukaryota; Fungi; Ascomycota; Eurotiomycetes; Chaetothyriales; Herpotrichiellaceae. The coding region runs from base 245 to 1159 and encodes 304 amino acids. The record is from RefSeq and is a predicted model, not a curated record. The transcript has a single exon. Gene Ontology annotation, cellular component: SAM complex.
GAAUGACUGAACUCUGAAUAAGAGGGCGAAUGCAGGAUCCGCACAGCCGCAGUCCCAAUCGAGGGGAAACGGCGUCGUCCACCUUCCCUCGUUGGUGCCCUUGAGCUUAUGCAGGUCAGCCGGCGCCUACCCUUCAGCCUACUUAUCCUUGAGCCAGUCAACGUUGGCUUCCACGCUCCUGCUAGCUCUUCGUCACAAUUUUGUUUGUCUGCGGUCUCGAUUCCGUCUUUGGAAACAACUGACCAUGGGGGUGGACAUGACUGACAACGACAAAGACAAAGAACUGCCGCGUCUAUCAGCUCAGAAGGUUCCUUCAUCAUCGUCUACUUCUUGGUCUCUUCCUCUACCCCUUCGUCGCAUCUUCGAUCGGUUUCCGCUGGUCACAUAUCCCGCAAACGCCUUGCCUCAGCGGGUUCCUCGACAUCGACACGAAAACAUCCUCUGCAUUUUCCAGUCCGAUGAGCCGAGUUCUCGAGAUGGCCCCUCCUUCAAUCCAUCUUGUCUGAAGUGGCAAGCCUACCUCAAAUUCCACGGCAUCCCUCUCCGCACUCGUCCAUCGAACAAUCACGCAUCCCCAACGGGUGCACUACCUUUCCUCCUUCCUGCUUCGAGAGACGCCAGUCGACCAGCUUCUCCCGUUCCCGCCAACCGAAUAGUGAAAUGGGUGAUAUCUCAAGGGGGGAAAGAAGAGGCAAUGCAGUGUCGCCAGGACGCGUACACGGCAUUGAUUGACCAUGCUCUAAGAAGUGCUUGGUUGUACUAUUUGUAUCUCGACGAGCACAAUUUCAAGGCUGUGGCAUGGCCACUGUACGUUGCAUCGUCCUCGUCAUCCUCAGCCGUCCGUCUGAGCCUGGCUCAUCAGCUGCAAGCUGCCGCAAGAGAAGAACUGCUGAAAAUGAAUGCUGUCAUCGACCCCCAACAGCUCUACUCGCAGGCUGAACAGGCCUUUCGAUCAUUAUCUACCCUGCUAGCCGACGAUCAGUUUUUCUUCGGUCAGUCCACUCCGGGCCUCUUCGACGCCAGUCUCUUUGCGUACACGCAAAUUAUUCUUGAUGAUCACCACUCCUUCGAGACACAGACAUUGAACUCGUCCUUGAAGAAGCACCAAAACCUAGUCCAACACAGAAACCGUUUACUGCGGGGCUUCUUCUCUGACUGACAACCGUCAUGCACAUUUUCUGAGAAUCCCUCCAAACCAUACUGUUACGCCCACCCAUUUCUCCGACCGUUGUCCCAGGACUGCAACCAUUGGCUGGUCCACUUUCCGCUCCUCAAUCUGUCCGAGCACUUCAAACCCAUUUUCCGAGGCGGCUACCUCGACUUCGGUCAACGUGUGUGAGUAACUGGUUGGGCGGAUCUUUUCGCCCGUUUUCGGAUCAAUAAAACCAGCCUGACUGAUCUUGCCCAUCUCUGAGUGCAUGUUGGUCAGCACUAAGAUCCCUCCUGGUUUGAGGAUUUUGGCGACUGUGGCGAAAAAGAUGUCUGCGGGGAUAUGUUCGAUGACCAGUGUUGACACCACAGCAUCCGCGCCGACGGCAAAUUCUGGUGGCGAGGACUCUUGCAACAUGUCAUACACCUGGAGCUUCAAUUUACCAUCCGCAUGGAACCUCUGCAGUCGAACUCGUGCCACCUCGAGCAUGCCAGGACUGAGAUCGAGCCCAACUACCGUCGCAGCAUCUUCUACCUCCAGCAAUGCUGCCGUGUUCCUGCCCGUUCCGCAUCCCAGGUCCACCAAGGUCCACGGGCGGGGAUAAGCGAGCUCAUUUUCCAGGAUCUUGAGCAUUCGUGGCAUCAGAAUUUUCAUCUCAAUCGUAUCCAACAUCUGCAGAAAGUUGCCGUCUGUGUCAUACACAGCCGACCAGAGGUCGUAGGCUUGCGUGGUGGAGAGAUAGCGGAUCGUGGGAUCGGAAGACUGGGCGAUUACUUGAGACAUGGUGACACUGCUUGACGUCGAACGAGACUUCGCGUUCAGACACGCUUUAUAGAUGUAGAUUUCGACUCGCACUGUUCACGCCUUGGAUAAGUUGCCAGAUGUAGAUUAGAUUUAGUCUGCAAAAACCGAGUUUGUCGAGUACUGUAUCCCCAACCGUAAACAACGAAGGGGAGAGAAAAAUAUAAACGAAGAGGACCCAGG